AUGAUUCUUAAUGAUUAUAUCUCAUUUUUGAGAAAUAUCAAAUAUUUUUUUAUAUUUUGUAUAUUGGUAACUACAACACCGCGAUACUCAAUAGUAAAUUGCGAGUCUGAUCAUUCUAUCCAUUUUAAUCAAUCUGAGCAACGUCUAAAUAACAACCGUCGUAAUUUCAAAUCUACUUUGAGGAAGAGGUCAAGUAUUAAAAACAGGGGUGCUUCAAGUGAUCAAUUAAUUCAAACUAGACAAGAAAUUCAAACUAGUCAAGAUAAUGGAACUUUUACCAACGUGACAACAUCAAAUCAAUUAAUUAGUGAUGGGGCAAAUUCUGUUUGUGGAGAUCUUUGUAUUUUAGGAAUUAUGAUUGGAAUAGUUGUUAUAAUCGUUUUAAUCGGUUUUGGUGUAUUUUUUGUGAUACGAAAAAGAAAAAGAAUGAAAAUAGGUGUUACUUCAAAACGUAUGACACCUAGUUCUCCAACUACUGUAGAUGAUUUUCUUAAACCAUCAACAAGUCCUCCAUUAUUUGAAUCCAGAUUAAAUGAUGAAGCUGAAGAAUUUGCUUUAAAAUUUCCUCCACAAGAAGAAAUUCCUCCAAAUGAACAUGUUGUAUAUAUUCAAAGUCUUGGUGGUGCAAAAGCUUGGGAAUGGGUACCUGAUGAAGAUUUAUUAUCUCAACAACUCGUUUCAAUAACAAAUGAAGGAAGUGUCAUCUCUUUUAAUAAAAGAAUUGAUUCCAUGGUACAAACAAAUUAUCCUUUCUUUAUACCUCAAACCGAAGGUGAUACUAUUUAUGAACCUCCAUUUGAACAACCUGAAACUAUGGAAAAAAGAGGUGGUCAAAUAUUGCAUUAUUUUGAAAUUACUAUUAAAUCAAAUCCAGAUAUAAAAAAUACUACUAUAGCUAUCGGUCUUGCCACUAAACCUUACCCUCAUUUUAGAUUACCAGGAUGGAAUAUAUAUUCAGUUGGUUAUCAUUCAAAUGAUGGAAAAAAAUACAAUGACGCACCUAGUGGUAGCAAUUAUAAUCAACCAUGGGGUGAAGUAGGUGAUACUGUAGGUUGUGGAUAUAAUCCAGAUGUUGGUCAAGUAUUUUUCACAAAAAAUGGUCAAUUCUUAGGGAAUGCAUUUACAAAUAUACGUCAUAUAUGGUUUCCAACUAUAGGUGCUAAUGGUCCAUGUACUAUUGAAACUAAUUUUGGAGAUAAUUAUGAUAAAGAAUUUAGAUAUGAAGCUGCUCGUGGUUAUGGACCUGGUGAUAGUCCUCGUAUUAGAACCGAUUAA
Molecule: messenger RNA, 1275 nt
Organism: Racocetra persica
Lineage: Eukaryota; Fungi; Glomeromycota; Glomeromycetes; Diversisporales; Gigasporaceae
Source: the annotation of a GenBank genome assembly